UUUCAAGACCCAGAUAAAUGAAAUCUCUAUUGACCUAUUUACCCUUGGAAAUUAAUCCAAGUCAGGUGACAAGUUAGUAAAUAAAGUAGUCCAUGAGGGGCAGAAGAGUCAAUGAAACCGAGAAUUUGAAUUUGCAAGCGCUGGAAAUCCCGAGGCCGUAUGACACGUGGAGAGUUUGCGUUGGAGGAAAAAAUGAUUAAUUAGAGUAAGACAAUGCUGCGGAGUCCAAGGCGAUCAAGUUUAAAUUGUAGCUUCACUCUCACUGGUUUUUCAAGAGCGUUUUUAGAGAGAGAGAGAGAGAAAGAGACAGGGCAGCGGCAGCCGUACGCCGUCGGAAAGAGCAAGCCAAGAAGAAGAAGAUGAUGAUGACGGAGGCGAAGAAGAAGGAUUUAUCACACUGGUGGUGGUUUGACAAUCACAGCAAGGGCAGUCCGAAUCGAUCGCCAUGGCUUCAGACAACACUUUCAGAGCUAGAUGAGAAAACAAGAGCAAUGCUGCAGGUGAUCGAGGAAGACGCGGAUUCCUUCGCGCAACGCGCUGAGAUGUACUACAAGAAGAGGCCCCAGCUGAUGAGCAUGGUGGAGGACUUGUACCGGACUCAUCGCUCUCUAGCAGAGCGAUAUGAUCAAGUUAAAUCCGAGCACGGAAGCCGUCUCCCAUCAUCACCAUGGUCAUCAUCACCAUCUCCAUUGCCCUUCACCAGAUAUCGCCUAGAGAAGUCUCUGAGCUUGACUGAGGGAGCCUACGACAGCUACUCCGAGGCCUAUGGGCCAGAUGAGUCGGAUGAGUCUGAGGUCGAUGAUCCUGAUGAGGCCGAGGAAGUGGUGGUCGGAUCAGACGUGCCAAAUGUGGUUCCUGAUGAGGAGGAGCUCGUGAGGCUCAGGGAGGAAGUGAUGAGGCUCGUGGAGGAGAAUGCUGAGCAGAGGGAGCAGCUCAAGGCGAAGGACGAGGAGAAACGCGAGGUCAUAAGGCAGCUAAGUCGAGGCAUGGAGUUGCUCAGAGAAGAGAAUGUGAUGUUGAGAGAGCGUCUUAGCAAGAAAACUCCCAAGAAGGAGAACCAGGUUGAAUACAGCAAAAUGAAGGAGAAUUUCUUUGAGAGAUUGUUCAAUGGAUUUGGGAAACCACCAGUUAUUGCUCUUUAGAUAUGUACUAAUUAAGGAUUUGUUCACUAGCAAGCUAGGUAUAUAUAUGUCAAUGUUGUAAGAAUUUGUUUGAACUACAAUUUGUUUGAGGGCUUCACUUUAAACUGUAUUCUUUAUUCUUUUGUGUGUAUUGUUUUGUCAUUUCAAUUCAAGAAGUCACUAUCAUUUGUA
This is a messenger RNA of Salvia miltiorrhiza (redroot sage), 1313 nucleotides long. Its product is annotated as protein NETWORKED 3C-like. Gene Ontology annotation, molecular function: actin binding. The transcript is spliced from 3 exons. Bases 360 to 1142 code for a protein of 260 amino acids. NCBI's taxonomy places the organism in Eukaryota, Viridiplantae, Streptophyta, Magnoliopsida, Lamiales, Lamiaceae. Gene Ontology annotation, cellular component: vacuolar membrane. The record is from RefSeq and is a predicted model, not a curated record.